AUGGAGGAAAAAGCACACGAUGCCAACACAGAUAGGGCUGGAUAUAUCUCGUCAGCCCCUUCACUGGAGACAAAUACCGCAGGCUCUGAAGCAGCUCACGCAAAGGAUUCAACGGAAACGGGUUGGGUUGCAGGCAGGACCGAAUACCUGACAGGACUGGGCCUGCUGAGUACUAUGACCUCGCUCACCCUCGUCGGAUUUUUGAUACUUCUAGAUACCUCUAUUGUGUCUACGGCGAUUCCGAGAAUCACAACCACUUUUCACUCCCUGGCUGACGUCGGCUGGUAUGGAACCGCAUACCUUUUGUCUAACUGUGCUCUUCAACCCCUGACAGGGAAAAUGUACACUUACUUUAAUAAUAAGUGGACAUUCCUUUCCUUCUUCGCCAUUUUCGAGCUGGGCUCUAUCCUUUGUGGUGCAGCCACAUCCUCUAACAUGCUCAUUAUCGGCCGGGCAUUUGCUGGAAUGGGUGGAUCUGGCCUGCUCAAUGGAGCAUACACAAUUAUUCAUGCGAGUGUUCCACCAGAAAGACAAGCUUCUCUCACUGGAAUUCUUAUGGGCAUUUCCCAGCUCGGAUUGCUGUGUGGUCCUCUAAUUGGAGGUGCAUUGACUCAACAUGCAUCUUGGAGGUGGUGCUUCUACAUCAACCUUCCCUGCGCCGCUAUAGUAGGGCCUCUUCUGAUCUUUACGCCGCUUCCAGGUCAUGACGGUACAAAGCAUAAGGGCCAAACGCUAGUUUCUUCCCUCAAAAGGCUCGAUUUACUAGGCUUCGCCAUGUUUGCUGGAGCCGCCAUCCAAGUUCUCCUAGCUUUGAAUUGGGGUGGUAGCUCUUAUGCAUGGAAUAGUUCCACAAUUAUUGGACUCUUCUGUGGCUCUGGGGCCUUGCUGAUUGUCUUUGCAGCGUGGGAGUACUACAUGGAAGAUGGUGCUAUGAUACCCUUCUCCAUCAUGAGCCAGCGAGUUAUCUGGGCCAGCUGCAUGAAUUAUGGUUUCUUCGCCGGAUGUUUGUUGAAUUCUACAUAUUACCUGCCGAUGUAUUUUCAGGCUGUCCGAGGUGCCACUCCGACCAUGAGUGGAGUGGAUCUCCUUCCUUCCAUUUUGGGGACCAUGAUUUCAGUCAUGAUCACAGGGGUACUUGUGGGCCGAUUGGGAUACUAUCUACCCUUCGCGGUAGCCAGCGGAGCUCUCACAAUGCUGGGAACAGGGCUUCUGAUCACACUCACUCCCACCACUUCCGCGGGUCGAUGGAUAGGAUUUCUGAUCCUGCAAGGUGUUGGUCGCGGCUUUGGGCUUCAGAUUCCUCUCCUCGCAGUACAAAAUAACACGCGGAAGGAGCAAGUUUCGAUUGUGACCUCGCUUGUUGUUUUCGGGCAGAACUUUGGAGGUGCCAUUUUCUUGUCUCUCUCUCAGGUCAUCUUCAGUGCAGGCUUGAAAUCAGAGCUCAAGGCUCUCUCCCCACAGACUGGCUCAGAGACUAUUAUCGCGGCCGGCGCUGCAGGGAUUCGGAACAUUGUAUCGGCCAAAGCUUUGCCAAGUGUAUUGCUAGCCUAUAAUCAAGCCAUUGUCCAUGUUAUGUACCUUGCGGUCGCCGGCGCUGGGGGUGCCUUUCUGUUUGCAUUUGGAAUGGGAUGGACGAAUAUAAAGAGGAAAAAGGAUACAGGCACUGAAGAGAACGGAGUCUAA
Molecule: messenger RNA, 1683 nt
Organism: Penicillium expansum
Lineage: Eukaryota; Fungi; Ascomycota; Eurotiomycetes; Eurotiales; Aspergillaceae
Product: MDR family MFS transporter
Exons: 7
Coding region: 1-1683 (560 amino acids)
Biological process (GO): transmembrane transport
Molecular function (GO): transmembrane transporter activity
Source: RefSeq, a predicted model, not a curated record